Dendrobium catenatum is the source of this 2508-nucleotide messenger RNA. Its product is annotated as acyl-CoA-binding domain-containing protein 6. The transcript is spliced from 18 exons. Gene Ontology annotation, molecular function: fatty-acyl-CoA binding; protein binding. Gene Ontology annotation, biological process: lipid transport. NCBI's taxonomy places the organism in Eukaryota, Viridiplantae, Streptophyta, Magnoliopsida, Asparagales, Orchidaceae. The record is from RefSeq and is a predicted model, not a curated record. The coding region runs from base 179 to 2215 and encodes 678 amino acids. Gene Ontology annotation, cellular component: cytosol.
ACUGCCCCUACGACUCCAUUGAUCUGCUCCGGGAACGAGUACGACCCCCAAAGGACCCGAAAGAUCCGGCAAGUCGUGUCGGGCCAUCCGUCUUCAGCUCUCCCUCAGGCCUCUCUCCUCUUCUAGCGUGUCCGCACGUAAUAAAUUCUCCUCUUCCUCGGCGGAGACAUCGUGCGGAAUGUCGAUGGCGAGGUCGGUGUCCAGCCUGGCUUACCCGGAGAGAUUCUAUGCAGCCGCCUCCUACGUUGGAUUCAGCGGAUCUCCGAGCUCUUCCACCGCGGCUUUAUCCAAGUUCCAGAGCGACGUUGCCCUUCUCCUCUAUGGUCUAUACCAACAGGCUACUGUGGGACCUUGCAAUGUUUCUAAACCGAGAGCUUGGAAUCCGGUGGAGCACAGCAAGUGGACUAGUUGGCAUGGACUUGGAAACAUGGCUUCAAUAGAAGCAAUGCGUCUGUUUGUGAAAAUCUUGGAGGAGGAAGAUCCUGCUUGGUAUUCAAGGGUCCCAGAACCUACUGUGAAACCUAAUUCUGAAAUGCAUAAGCCAAAAGUGGAAUCAUCUGGUGAGACAGCUAUUCCUGACGGGACCUUUUUUCCUGAGCCUAAACAUAUUUCAACAGAAAAUGGGGGUCCUAUUGAGACCCAGGAUAAAGAUAUUAUAAUGGAAGGGCUUGGUGCUAUUGCUAUUUAUGAUAAAUGGGUUGCACCACCAAUUUCUGGACAACAACCAAAGCCUAGAUAUCAGCAUGGCGCAGCUGUUGUGAAGGAUAAGAUGUACAUUUUUGGUGGGAAUCACAAUGGCCGAUACCUCAAUGAUCUUCAGGUUCUCGAUUUGAAAAGUUUGAUGUGGUCAAAGAUAGACGCUAAAGUAGCAAAAGGGACCUCAGAAUCAUCAACACCAGCCCAUGUUGCUCCUCUUGCUGGGCAUUCCCUGAUUUCAUGGGAUGAUAAGAUUCUAUCCGUUGCUGGUCAUUCAAAAGAUCCAUCUGAGACUGUCACAGUUAAAGAAUUUGAUCCGCAGACUUUGACCUGGUCCAAUUUAAGGACUUAUGGGAAGCCACCGAUUUCUCGUGGAGGUCAAUCAGUGACCCUCGUUGGAACAACUUUAGUCAUGUUUGGCGGGGAAGAUGCUAAAAGAUCUCUAUUAAAUGAUCUGCACAUUCUUGACUUGGAAACCAUGACCUGGGAUGAUGUAGAUGCUAUAGGUACACCACCUUCUCCAAGGUCAGACCAUGCUGCUGCUUGCCAUGCUGAGCGGUACCUUCUUAUAUUUGGUGGGGGCUCUCAUGCUACAUGCUUUAAUGAUCUUCAUGUCCUUGACCUGCAAACUAUGGAAUGGUCAAGGCCAAACCAACAGGGUGUGACUCCUGGUCCGAGAGCUGGUCAUGCUGGAAUAAAAGUGGGGGAAAACUGGUUUAUUGUUGGGGGUGGUGAUAAUAAAAAUGGUAAUGGCGUUUCUGAAACUCUGGUUCUUCACAUGUCAACAUUAGUUUGGUCGGUUGUUACCUCUGUACAAGGGCGAGUACCUCUUGCCAGUGAGGGUCUAAGUGUGGUUUUGAGCACGUGCAAUGGGGAGGAUUAUCUUGUUUCAUUUGGAGGGUAUAAUGGGCGUUACAGCAAUGAGGUUUACGUUCUUAAGCCAAGCCACAAGUCAGAUCUGCAGUCCAAGAUAUUUGACAAGCCAACAUCAGAUAGUAUGGCUGCAGUUAUCCCAUCCACAAAUGUUGGCAGGGAUGUAGCACCCGAGUCUGAAGCAGCACAAGAUGGAAAGAUAACAGAGAUUAUGAUGGAUAAUGUUGAUUCAGGAAUUUUGCAUAUGAGAACUGAGGAGUCUGGUGAACGCAUCAUUGCAGCACUAGAGGCCGAGAAAGAAGAAUUGGAGGUUACUCUAAACAGAGAACAGUUGCAGAACAUCCAACGUAAGCAAGAGCUAGCUGAAGCAGAGACUAAGAAUGUGGAGAUUUCAAAGGAGCUUCAAUCUCUUCGUGGCCAACUUGCUGCUGAACAGUCGAGAUGUUUCAAACUCGAGGUUGAUCUAGCAGAGCUUCGGCAGAAGUUACAGAACAUGGAAACAUUGCAGAAGGAAGUGGAGCUACUUCAGAGGCAAAAGGCAGCCUCGGAGCAAGCAGCUCUGAGUGCAAGGCAGAGGCAAAACUCCGGUGGCGUUUGGGGCUGGCUUGCCGGAAAUCCAGCAGAAAAGUCUUCUGAUUACUCAUAAUCCCUUAACUCUUACCUUCUUCACAGGAUUCAUACAGGUUUAGCCCACAAUAUUGACAUUCCUUGUAUUAUUAGACUGUUUGUUAACGGCAAUAAAUCGUUGGAAUUUAUGAGCAUUUAUUGUUUUUAAAGUUUUCCUCAUUGGUAUAGGAGAUGUAUCAGUAUAUCACAAUGUUUUUUGGUUCUUUCUUCUUGUAUUAUUUCCUUGAUUCUCUUUUAAUUAUUAUAGUGUUUAUUUCACAGGACAGUGACAUUAUUUGUGAACUGUAACAUUUAUAGAUUUUUUUCUUCCUA